Hydractinia symbiolongicarpus is the source of this 1186-nucleotide messenger RNA. RefSeq lists its product as uncharacterized. The coding region runs from base 126 to 776 and encodes 216 amino acids. Gene Ontology annotation, biological process: cell-cell adhesion. The record is from RefSeq and is a predicted model, not a curated record. The transcript has a single exon. Lineage: Eukaryota; Metazoa; Cnidaria; Hydrozoa; Anthoathecata; Hydractiniidae. Gene Ontology annotation, cellular component: membrane; cell-cell junction.
AUGUGUUCAAAGGAUUAGUUAUUUAAAACAAUCUCAAUGGAAGCUCUGAUAAUAAUUUUUGUGUGAGAGCUAUUUAAGAGCUUAAAGCAGAAUCACAAGGUGAUAGUAAAAGUUCACAACACAAUAUGAAGUUUAUCGUUUCACGACUGUUUGUACUCGCUGGUUGUUUUACCAUGACUUGCUUCUUGAUCGCUUCAACUGCUAGUCGACACUGGGUACGAGAAAAGGCUGUCAUUAAAGAAUAUAGCACUUCUAAGUAUUCUGGCUUAUGGAUAACAUGCUGGCAAAAAUGCUUAACACACGAGGAGUACAAUGAAGAGAUUGAAAAGCAAAAUAAUUUGGCUUCAUCUUUUAAUGUGAAAAUAGUGUUAUGGCCGUACUUGCUUCAAACAAGAGGCUUGAUGAUUUCUGCUAUACUUUUGUCAAUUUUAUGUUUUGUUUUCACUGGACUUGGUAUAAGGCGUCGAGACGAUUUAAUGUUUAAAAAGUUUGUUUUGAUUUUCAUGAUAAGUCUUGUUGGUUUAUUAACAAUGUCUGCUUUGAUUUUGUUUGGCGUACAGAAAGUGACACUGAAAGACGCUGAUGAGAAGUUCAAGCAAAAGAUCGACAUGAAAGAAGCGAGUUGGAAAUACGAAUGGGGUUAUGAGGUGGGAUGGGGUGCUGUAUUGUUCUGUAUAGCAACAGUUUUUGCCGCGCUUUUCGAAGACAAAUCUGUUCGAUUUUGGAAGCCUAGGUAUUUCCGUACGGCGAAAUCAGAGACGACUGCUCCAGUUUAGAGUUUAUUCUCUUAGUCUUAUGACAUUUUUCUUAAAAACUUAAGUCCUAAGCAAGGACUAUAGACUUGGUUCCUUAUUCAAAAACAUUCAAUGAAACACGUGCCCGCUUUUGAACAACUUGGAUGGCUACCCAGGGUGUAUUUUAUAUUUGCUGAUUGAAGCAUUUUAUAUGCACUUCUUCGCAGAGUUUGUUAUUAACAGAAAAUUAAUCUCAACCGCAACUAUAACACAACAUCUAACGCUUCAUGACAAGUGGUUGAGUUGCAUUGAAAAGUGCUUAUGUAUUAGAUAUUUUAUAUGUGAACAAUAUUACGUCAUAAGAAAAACAAGAUUUUCUCUUCGUGGUAAUAUUAGCUAACACAUAAGACGUCGAUUUGUUUUUCAUAGAUAAAAGAGAAGAAUAAAUAGAA